Messenger RNA from Siniperca chuatsi (mandarin fish), 5254 nucleotides. It is a transcript of the gene nrd1b, whose product is annotated as nardilysin b (N-arginine dibasic convertase). The record is from RefSeq and is a predicted model, not a curated record. Gene Ontology annotation, molecular function: metalloendopeptidase activity; metal ion binding. NCBI's taxonomy places the organism in Eukaryota, Metazoa, Chordata, Actinopteri, Centrarchiformes, Sinipercidae. Gene Ontology annotation, biological process: proteolysis. The transcript has 31 exons. The coding region runs from base 163 to 3474 and encodes 1103 amino acids.
AAUCAGACGGCCCGUUUCUCUGUGAUUGAUUUGCUCUCAGCGAAUCACAGGCUUUGUUUUGGCUAACCGCUAUCUGACCCAGGCUAGGCGGCUGUACCUAAACUUCCAUCAACAUUAAGCUAACGGAAACAAAGCCCCGUCACCCCAGAGGACUGUGUCAAAAUGCCUCAGACCAACAAGUCAGCGUGUGGUUGCAGUAUGCCAGGACAGGUAUCUGCUCCAGACCAGGGCGAGCCGCCGCCGCCACAGGAUGUCAGGACCCAGGUGGCUGCUGGAGACGGAGGUGGAGGAGUCGCUGCAGAAGACCAGGGAGACCCAGAGAUCGUCAAAUCACCCAGUGACCCGAAGAAAUACAGGUACAUCGAGCUGAGUAACGGCCUCCGAGCGCUCCUCAUCUCCGACUUCAGCGGGGCAGACGGGAAGGGAGGCAGUGAAAAUGGAGACGACAGGGGGGAGACAGAGGACGGGGAGGAGGAGGAGGAAGAGGAGGAGGGUGAGGAAGAGGGUGACUCUGGUGAGGGAUCGGAGGAGGACGAGGAGGAAGACGAGGAGGAAGAGCAGGACAGCGACUUUGAUGAGCUGGACGAGGAGGACGCCAGGAAGACGAAGAGAGGCUGCUCUGAGAAGCAGGCGGCAGCUGCUCUGUGCAUCAGUGUCGGGAGCUUCAGUGACCCGGACGACCUGCCCGGCCUCGCCCACUUCCUGGAACACAUGGUGUUUAUGGGCAGUGAGAAAUACCCAGCGGAGAACGGCUUUGACGCCUUCCUGAAGAAGCACGGCGGAAGCGACAACGCCUCCACCGACUGCGAGAGAACCAUCUUCCAGUUCGACGUGCAGAGGAAGUAUUUCAGAGAGGCGCUCGACAGGUGGGCUCAGUUCUUCGUCUGUCCUCUGAUGAUCGAAGAUGCCAUCGACAGAGAGGUGGAGGCUGUGGACAGCGAGUACCAGUUAGCGAGGCCGUCUGACUCGCAUCGUAAGGAGAUGCUGUUUGGGAGUCUGGCUAAACCAGGACACCCUAUGAGCAAAUUCUGCUGGGGUAACGCUCAGACAUUAAAGCACGAGCCCAGAGAGAAAGAGAUCAACACCUACCAGCGGCUCAGAGACUUCUGGAGGAGAUAUUACUCUGCUCAUUACAUGACGCUCGCCGUUCAGUCCAAAGAGACUCUGGAUACUCUGGAGCAGUGGGUGAGAGAGAUCUUCAUCAAAGUUCCCAACAACAAUGAACCUCGAGCCGACUUCUCUCACCUCCAGCAGCCGUUUGACACGCCAGCCUUCAACAAACUCUACAGAGUGGUUCCUGUGAGGAAGGUUCACGCUCUGACCAUCAGCUGGGCCGUACCGCCGCAGGGGAAACACUACAGAGUGAAGCCUCUUCAUUACAUCUCCUGGCUGAUCGGACACGAAGGAACCGGCAGCAUCCUGUCGCAGCUCAGGAAGAAGUGCUGGGCUCUGGCUCUGUUUGGAGGAAACAGUGAGACGGGUUUCGACCAGAACACCACCUACUCCAUCUUCUCCAUCUCCAUCACUCUUACCGACCAGGGCUACCAGAACUUCUACCAGGUGGUCCAUUUUGUGUUCCAGUACCUGAAGAUGCUCCAGACUCUGGGCCCCCAGCAGAGGAUCUACGAGGAAAUUCAGAAGAUAGAAGCCAACGAGUUCCACUAUCAGGAGCAGACGGAUCCCAUCGAGUUUGUGGAGAACAUCUGUGAGAACAUGCAGUUGUUUCCUAAAGAGGACUUCCUGACCGGAGACCAGCUCAUGUUUGAGUACGACCCGCAGGUGAUCAGUGCUGCUCUGUCCCUGCUGACUCCCGACAGAGCGAACCUGCUGCUGCUGUCACCCGAGAACGAAGGUCACUGUCCACUCAGAGAAAAAUGGUUCGGUACCUGCUACAGCAUGGAGGACGUCUCAGAGGAGUGGGGUCGGCGCUGGGCAGGAGACUUCGAACUCAACCCCGAACUCCACCUUCCUGCUGAGAACAGAUUCAUCGCGACUGAUUUCACCCUGAAGAUGCCCGACUGCCCCGACUCUGAGUUUCCUGUCAGGACAGUCAACAACGAGCGCGGCAGUCUGUGGUACAAGAAGGACAACAAGUUCAAGAUCCCGAAAGCUUAUAUUCGUUUCAACCUGAUCUCCCCGGUGAUUCAGAAGAGUCCUGAGAACCUGGUUCUGUUCGACCUCUUCGUGAACAUCCUGGCUCACAACCUGGCAGAGCCGGCCUACGAGGCCGACGUGGCUCAGCUGGAGUACAAGCUGGUGGCCGGAGAGCACGGCCUGGUGAUCCGCCUGAAAGGCUUCAACCACAAACUGCCGCUGCUGUUGAAGCUGAUCGUGGAUCAUCUGGCAGAGUUCAGCGCCGAGCCGGGCGUCUUCGCCAUGUUCUCCGAGCAGCUGAAGAAGACCUACUUCAACAUCCUCAUCAAACCCGAGAGACUCGGCAAGGACGUCCGUCUGCUGAUCCUGGAGCACUGCCGCUGGUCGGUCAUUCAGAAGUAUCAGGCCGUCACGAAGGGUCUGACCGUCGAUGACCUCAUGACCUUCGUCACCGAGCUGAAGGCGGAGCUGUACGCUGAAGGGCUGGUGCAGGGAAACUUCACCAGCACGGAGUCCAAGGAGUUUCUGCAGUACUUCAUCGAUAAGCUGCAGUUCCGGCCUCUGUCAGCAGAGGUCCCCGUGUUGUUCCGGGUGGUGGAGCUGCCGCAGAAACAGCAUCUCUGUAAAGUCAAAUCUCUCAACAAAGGAGACGCCAACUCCGAGGUCACCGUGUACUACCAGUCGGGGCUGAAGAACCUCAGAGAGCACGCGCUGAUGGAGCUGAUGGUGAUGCACAUGGAGGAGCCCUGCUUCGACUUCCUCAGGACGAAGGAGACACUCGGGUACCAGGUGUACCCGACCUGCAGGAACACCUCAGGGGUGCUGGGAUUCUCCGUCACCGUGGAAACACAGGCCACCAAGUUCAGCACGGAGUUCGUCGAGGCGAAGAUCGAGGAGUUCCUGGUCUGCUUUGGCGAGCGUUUGUCGGGUCUGAGCGAGGAGGCCUUUAGGACCCAGGUGACGGCUCUCAUCAAGCUGAAGGAGUGCGAGGACGCCCACCUGGGAGAGGAAGUGGACCGCAACUGGUUCGAGGUCGUCACACAGCAGUACGUCUUCAAACGGCUCAACAAGGAGAUCGAGGCUCUGAAGCUCUUCACUCAGGAGGAGCUGGUCUCCUGGUUCCUGGAGCACAGAAACAGCAGCAGCAGGAAGCUCAGCGUACAUGUGGUUGGUUUCGGGGUGGAGGAGAACGACCCCCCAGAACAGAGCGCCGCCUGCUGCCCGGACAACCCCCCCACCUCCUCGGCCUACGGCGAAGUGAGCGAGCUGACCUUCCUGCCGCCCUCCUCGCCGUCCCUCCGGGACGCCACGCUCAUCGCCGACAUCAGAGCGUUCACCUCCUCCCUCCCGCUCCACCCCUACCACAAAAUCCUCAGCUAGGUCGCUCUCGCUGCAGACCGGCGGGACGGGAACUCCUCACCGUCUCUGUUGGAGAUAAUAAAGUAACCAUGGAAACAGCUAGCGUUGGUGUGUGAUCAAAGCGGACGGACAGAAACUGAGGAUGUGGUUGUUAUUUUGUUUUGUGCGAGUGGUUGUAAUAAUGCUGCAUUCACAUCCUGGGGGGUGGGGGCAAACCUGGGCCCGUGUUUAUCGAGCAUCUCCCGAUCGCUCCCGGGGAUCCUGCUGAAAGUUGCGCUUUGAAAUAAUAUGCAGAAAAAUUCAAAAUGGAGAAAAUAACAGCACUUUUAUAUGUAGCAUAAAAGCGUCACGUGUCCAAUAUAUAUAUAUAUAUAUAUAUAUGCAAAAGCAUUUGGCUCAGACCUUAUAAUGACUGUUACCAGUAAGCAAACGCUGGCGUAUAAACAAUUUAAACUCAUAGGCUGGAUCACUGGAUUCAGCCCCGUCCAAUCACAUCGUUCCACGCUGCAUUUAUCUCCUCGUCCACAAUGCAACUCACCUUCAACUACACCUUGUGCGCCCUUCACAGGUGGGGACAAUGAUUUUAUAACCGGUAACAACGUCAACGUCUCCCUCAAAUAUAGCUGCACCAUCAGUCUAUUUAAACAAAUUAAUGAAUUAUUAAAUAAACGAACCCACGAUCCAUAACUUCACGCUGAGUGUCGGCAGCUUCAGUCCCGAUGCGUUCAGGCACAGUACUGAGUGUAGGUCACGUGUGUUUUGGCAGCACGAUCACUGUAGUUACACAAGUAAACAGAUUUGAAGCGUAAAAAAAAAAUAAAAAAUCACAUUUUGGGUCGCGGUUACGCAGCCAAACCGAUAUUAAUAUUUAAAAAUCUUACGGACGACGGAAAAACGCGGCUGAAUCACCUCCCGCGAAGCUGUAAGAGCGAUCAGUUUGAUUUAUUACAGCAGAAACAAAAUAGUUGGCGACCAAUCGUUGCAGCUCUAGUGGCUCUCAAGGGUCAGUCAAAGUUUUACAUUUUUGCCAAAACGAUCUUUUAACAAGUUCAGAGUGUAGACGCCGAUGCCUGCUCCUCUGAACGUCAGCACAGACAGGAAUCACGUUAAGGAAGCUGAUCAAUUUAUUUUACUUCCAGGUUUCUUCUGAGACGCUCGAUGAAUACGGCCCCGAGCUUCUUACCGAUACACGACGAUUAACACGGCUAGAAAACUGUCGGGAAUUUGAGUUUGUGACAACAUCAAGGAAAACAGUUGACUGUAAAAGGAAUAAUACGGUUGUUACCGUCACAACCGGGAGUACAGAAAACUACAAUCAUGGCGUCCGAUUGUUUUACCGUGUUGCUUUUAACUGUGAAAUCAUGUGUGCGACUAUUCCCAGGUUAAGUGAAUGCAGCGUGAUGACUCAGGGCUCUGGUCUGUUGUGAAAGACGACAAGAAGGGCAGAACUAACAUUUUAAUGCCACUUCAGCCAGCAUCACUGCGAACGCAGCAGCUACGUAUCGCGUUUGCAGAUACAUGUUCACACUGUAAUAAUGCUCGAUGUGUAUGAAGAAUUAAAUGUAUACUAAACUAUCUGGUGGCCAGUGAUACAAAAGAAAAUCUGACAUGUUUUAACUCAGAAUGUACUGCAGUAGUUUGGAGGCUGGAGUGUGCCACCAAAAUCCAUUUUCAAUUAAUUAAAUUUGCAUUUAAUAAAAAAAAAAAGUACCAUGAUUAAAUACUUCAUUAAAUGUUUCGGUUAAGAGUUUGAUUAUUCUGUCUUUGAAUCAUAAUAAUAAUAAAAUAAUGAUAAAGUGUU